This is a messenger RNA of Aphanomyces invadans, 4794 nucleotides long. RefSeq lists its product as hypothetical. Gene Ontology annotation, molecular function: metal ion binding; microfilament motor activity; ATP binding. Gene Ontology annotation, biological process: vesicle transport along actin filament; actin filament organization. Gene Ontology annotation, cellular component: myosin complex; cytoplasm; actin cytoskeleton. The coding region runs from base 1 to 4794 and encodes 1597 amino acids. The record is from RefSeq and is a predicted model, not a curated record. NCBI's taxonomy places the organism in Eukaryota, Oomycota, Saprolegniomycetes, Saprolegniales, Verrucalvaceae. The transcript has 9 exons.
AUGAACGAAGGGCCCGUGUGGGGACGAAGAAAGGGCCAUAAGGAUGGUGCGACGUACGCGUGGAUACGAGGGGUUUUCUCUGGAGAUAUGGUGGAGUUCGACGACGGGCAGUGUCUACCUUGGAGUACUAUUGAGUCCGAGAUGGAGGUUCAACGAGGAAACGUCGUGUCACCGAUGGAAUUGGACGACCUUGGAAUGCUAACACAUUUGAACGAACCGUCGAUGGUACACUGCCUUGAGGAGCGAUUUCUCGGGGACAAGGUGUAUUGCCACACAGGCGACAUGCUUCUCGCCGUGAACCCUUUCAAAACCAUACCCACCCUGUAUGACAUUUCGGCGUUUCAGACGACAAUUUCCAAUGCCGGGUCCAGCACAAACCGCUCUCCACACGUAUACACAACUGCCCACGAAACAUAUCGAGCGUUGACCGUCGACAAGCACAAGAGUCAAACCGUCCUUGUCUCAGGCGAAAGCGGCUCCGGCAAGACCGAGACGACUAAAUUCAUCAUGCAAUACCUCGCCGUCGUCAGCAGCGACGCCAAGGCCGCUUCUUCUGGGAGCAGCAUCUCCGACCAAGUGCUGCAGUCGAAUCCGAUCCUCGAAUCGUUCGGAAAUGCGCGCACACUGCGCAAUGACAACAGCUCUCGCUUUGGCAAGUUUGUCAAGAUUUGGUUCGCCAAGAACGGUCAUGCCAGGUCAUUGUCGCUUGUCGGCACAUCCAUUGAGACAUAUCUUCUGGAAAAGGUCCGAUUGGUGCGGCAGGCGGCUGGCGAGCGCAAUUUCCACAUCUUCUAUGAAGUCCUGGCCGGGGCCGCGCAGGACCGAUCGCUGCAAACGAAACUGCACCUACACGACUGCGACCCCUCCAAGUUCUAUUACCUGAACCAAAGCGGUUGUGUUGCCCGCCGCGACAACGUCUCCGACGUCGAUACUUUUCACAAAGCCAUGCGAGCCAUGUCAAUCGUCGGCUUCCAUGACAAUGAAAAGGAUUCGAUUUUAGAGCUUGUGGGCGGUUUGCUUCACCUUGGCAACAUUAAAUUUGGUUCCGUGGCGACGGGUGACGCGCCUUCUUCGGACAUUCGGUCGCCUCAAGAGCUGACAUGGGUGGCGCAAUUGCUGGCCGUCGAUUUGAACCGAUUGCGGCAGGCCCUGACCACUCGACAGAUCAAGGCCAAAGACGAGUGGUACGUGGUGCACCUGACGCCAGACCAAGCGAACGACGCUCGAGACGCGUUGGCGCGGUCGAUUUAUGUCUGCCUCUUUGAGUGGCUCGUUUCCAAGGUGAACAUGUGCAUUGCCGGGUCAAGCGCAGCUUCCCACGCAACGUUCAUUGGAGUCCUCGACAUCUUUGGGUUCGAGUCGUUCGACAUCAACAGCUUUGAACAGCUCUGCAUCAACUACGCCAACGAGCGGCUGCAGCAUCACUUCAUCGACUUUGUCAUGACACAGGAGCAAGGCCGGUAUCACAAAGAAGGGAUUCCGUGGACGACGCUGGACUUGCCCCAGAACGACGGGUGCCUCGAAGUGCUCGAGUCGCGGCCGACCGGUAUCCUAGCUCUCUUAGACGAAGAGUGUAACAUUCCCAAGGGCACCGACGCUGGGUUUGUCCGAAAGUUGUACCAGAUUUACCAUGGCCACAACCACUUUCAAGCAACCAAGCGCGACCAAGUCGACCGAGCGUUCGUCGUGAUGCACUACGCCGGCGCAGUCCGUUACAUGGCCGACGGGUUCUGUGAAAAGAACCGAGACAAACCCCACCAGGCAAUCUAUGACCUGCUGUCGUCGUCAGAGAACCCUUUCAUUUGCGUCAUGUGCCGGCCGUUGGACGUCCCUGUCGCUGCAUGGAACGACGAGCAUGCACCAGUCCUUCGCCGCAAGUCGUCGAUUGUGUCAACUGGUCUCGGCGCGCAGUUUCGACGGCAGCUCCAACACUUGCUCGACAUGAUCACUCUCACGACCCCCCAUUACAUUCGAUGCCUCAAACCGAACGACGCCAACGUGAAGCUGUUAUUUGAUCGCAAGCGUAUGGCCGACCAACUUCGGUACGGCGGCGUCCUCGAGGCAGUCACGAUCUCCCGUCUCGGGUACCCUGUCCAUUUGGUCCAUCAUGCGUUCGUGUCGCGGUAUGCCGGUGUGUUGUUGCCGCCGAUGUACCGCACUGUCGGUGGCACGUCAUCGCAGAAAUUCAAUGGAAACACCAUGGCUGUUGAUACCGUGCUAACGCAUCUUGUGGAGGUUUUGGGGAGUCCACAGACUUUACCAGAACGAUUGACGUGGCCGCGACGAGAUGUCGAACUGUCCAAAACGACGACCAGGUCGAAAUGGUUUGAAUUCGGCAUGGAACGCGGCAAAACGCUGGUGUUUCUGCGCCAGGCGACGUACGAUUUUUUGGAAGCGGCCCGCGCGACGGCUUUGCACAAGCAUGCAGUCGUUGUCCAGGCGUUUGCAAAGAUGUCGCUGUGUCGCCACAGGUACUUGGUCGCACAGCAAGCGUCGGGGAUGCUGCAGCGAGUUAUUCGUGGUCACUUGGCAAGGCAACAGGUUCGCCGGCAGACAGCUACCAGAACUGCCGCCGUGUUGCUCCAGGCAAGGUAUCGCGGCUGGGUUGGACGACACAAGGUUCGCCAGCUUCGACAACACCUUGCAGCCAUUUGUGUGCAGCGUUGGUGGCGAGGAUCGCAACAGCGUCGAGUGUUUGCAGCUGUCGUGGUAGCGGUUCUGACCAUUCAAUGUGCGUGGCGGUCUCGCGUUGCCAAAGCCCAUGUCAAACAGUUGAAGCAAGACGCGAUGUCACUGAAACACACGAUUGCCGAGCGCAAUCAAUUGCGAGAAGAGCUGCACCUGUUCAAAGCGGAAGCAACGAUGGCUAACCAGCGAGCGGAAGAAGCAGAGAAAGAACUGAGACGAGUCAAGCAACUGCUUCUCGAGAUGCAACAGACGGCUGCCACCGAAAAUGGUGCUCCACGAGUGCCUCGCAUCGUCGUCGUCGAACCCUCGCAACCACGAGUCAAUUCUUCGCUUGGAUUGCCUGCGAAAGUGAUGGCCGUUGUCGAAACCCUCACCGAGAUUGCAACCACCGCGCCGUCUCCACAAAUGCUCGGCCCAACUGAAUUGGUUAAGCUUGUCGUGCCAUCGGUCGAAGUCAUGACAGCUGUCCCCGAGCCGACCCCUUACACUAAUUCAACCAAACCGGCCGAUGGGAGUAUUGAAAGUGCUACUUGUGCGGCUGAGGCGGUCGCUUCAAUGAUCGCACCGCCUGUACAACGAUCGACACCGUUGACGAUUCUGACCCCCGCUCGACCUUCUGCCAUAAUAACUCCAAACAAUGUGCAGUCCCCCUCGCGACUCGACGCUGGUCAUUUCCUUGGCUUUGCUUCCGACCAAGUUCCAACUGCAUCUUUUACCCCUCGUGGCGAGAGCGGCAACUCAACCACUGCUUUUGCAAUGACACCGCCUGCAUCGAUGGACACGGCCUUUGACAGACAACGUCGUCGUUGUCAUCCAAACGAUUUGCCCCCGGAACCGAACCAACUAGACGUUUUGCUGCAUCCGAGACCUGCAGAGGGGGAUUGCACAACCGCGACAACCGACUUGCCGUCACCAGUUGUUGCCAAUCCUCCAGUGUCGUUGUCCCUUCAAAUGGACUUGCCACCAACACCUUCUCACCACCCACGUGCUCGCUUUGUACCGCCAGAAACCGACGAUGAAAUCACUCCAGCUACCUCCAUUGACGACACAUCCGUUGUCACUAAAUCUCCGAGUCAAGCUCCUGGGGAGCACACCUUACCGACGGCAGCUUCCCCUCCUACGCCUCGUUCGAUUGCACGAUCUACUUUACCCCAACCCGCCCCGAUUGACUGCCACCGACCUCUCGGAUAUUUGAAACCCAUCGACGAAGAAGAUGGAGCCAUUGCCAUGCAGCACCCUCCUCAAAAUGCACGUUCGUUGUCUGAACUGGUAUCGCAUCGCGUGCUGGAUUUCGCUCAAGUCGAAGCAGCGCUACAACGCGGCGACGACCCAGACGUCCAAGACACAUCGGGUCGUACGAUGCUGCACUUGGCCGUUGAAAUGGGCCAUGUCGCGCUUGUGGACUUGCUGCUGCAGCAUCGCGCCAGUGUCACGAUUACCGACUACACGUGUCAGGCGACAGCGUUCCAUGUGGCUGCAAAAAUGGCAAACAUGGAAGUGUCGGGCAUCUUUUGUCGCCCCGAUGUGUUUCCCCUACUGGACGUGAACGUCCCGGACAAAGACGGAAACACCGUGCUGCACUUGGCAUGCGCUUCAGCGCGUCCAAAGGCGGCGUACGUGAUGGAGCUCUACCUAACGCUUGGGGCCGACCCGAACGCCCAAAAUGUCCUCGGUCGCACGCCGCUACACAUUUGCACUCUCAUGCGACGAGAUGACGAGCUCAUCAUGCGGUUGUUGGCGUUUGGAGCCGACCCGAAUGUGUACUCAAUCGACAAGAAAACGCCACUGCACAUUGCUGCCAAGCGAGGGUCCAUCGACCAAGCCAUCGCACUGGUUAAGCACGGAGCGAGUAUGACGCUACCGGACGCCAACCUCGUCCGGGUGUUGCACACAUCAGAUGUGUCCUCCCAGUUGCUCCCCUACAUCAUCCACCCACCCCAGUGGAUACCAGACGACGACGUGGCCAACUGCAUGGUGUGCAAGUACGAAUUCAACUUUUUCGUCCGUCGGCAUCACUGUCGACGGUGCGGCGCGGUCUGCUGUUCCGAUUGUUUGGAUCACAAAACAUGUCGGCUGUGCGUGACGUCCCUGCGCUCUGUACUCUAG